Messenger RNA from Haemonchus placei, 894 nucleotides. The record is from the annotation of a GenBank genome assembly. Lineage: Eukaryota; Metazoa; Nematoda; Chromadorea; Rhabditida; Trichostrongylidae.
AUGGACGCCGCACCGCCUGAAUUGCUAUCCCUGCUGUCACAGAUAUGCGGUGCUGUUAUGAUUGUGCUGUGCCUGUUCGGAGUCGUAGGCAAUUCCCUCUCACUGUUCAUCUACACGAGGCCUGCCUUCCGCAAAAGGUCGAUCAAUAUCCUACUGUCGGCACUGUCGGCUGCAGACCUUUCAGUAUGCGUGCUUUCGAUUCCAGUUUUCAGCAGUAGCCAUUUGCAACUUUUCUUACCAAUUUCUGAACGAACAAUCGCAGUGUUCAUGUUCUAUGCGUAUCCAAUUACCGUGAUGUUUCAAUCGAUGAGUGUUUGGUUACUUGUAUCGAUUACUGUCGAUCGAUAUUUGGCUGUAUGUCAUCCGUUUGAAGUUGGCAGUUAUUGUACACGAUCACGAGCAUUGCUGACAGUAUUGCUCAUUGUGGUGUUCUCGAUUGCUUACAACUUCGUUCGAUUUUGGGAGUUCCAAAUUAUGGAAUCUAGCGCAGAGUCUCUUGAGGCGAUCGUACAACCGUUGCUCCGAGACAGUGCAUUGUUCAUGUUAUGGUAUCAGAAUAUCGCCACAUUACUCUCGCAAUUCGUCCUUCCUCUUCUUGUGCUAUGUAUCCUCAAUUUGCAGGUGGCACGUACGAUUUUGAUGGCCACUGAACAACGUCGUGAACUUGUAGCAUCUGAAAAGCGUGAACAUAACACCGCAAAGAUGAUGAUCUUUGUCGUAAUCGUAUUCCUCGUCUGCUAUACGUUCUCAUUUAUUCUGAACGUUGCCGAAAUACUAUUUUCUGCUUUAUUUCGCCAUCCUAUUGGCUAUUUAUUAAAUGAUAUCAACAAUAUAUUGGUAGUGGUAAACACAUCAUCGCCAUUUGUUUUCUACAUAAAAUAUUCGACCAGGUGA